AUGACUAUAGAUAAUAAGAACUCAAGCGAUGAUUUAGUGACUGGAGUAAGUAUUGAUCCAAUAGUAGAGUCAAAAGAAGCUCAUUCUGAUGAGACAGAAAAGUGUCCAUCAAGAUUUUCGAUAAUUCAAAGCCAAUUACAAAAGAACAUUCGGCGUUUUAAACAACCAGUGCCUUUAUUCACUAUUCUGUUUGUAAUCCUUAGUAUGUUGUAUGCAUACUUACUGAUUCUGUUUGGGUUUAGGAAAUUGGGAAUGCAAGUCCUGGUUAGCCAGUACGUGAUCCAAUGGAUAUUUAUCUGGCAACAUAUUGCUAUCUACAUUUUGGCUGGAACCUUUGCCGUUUUGCAGUUUGUCUGUUCAACUCAGCCAGUCGAUAAGACUACUCAGCAAACCACUAAGUUUAUCAUUGUUUUUGCUUUCCUGUGCUUAGCUGGAAGUCUUCUCCAGGCCCUUAACAUGGGCUUCAAGCACAUUAGGCCAGAAGGACAAAAAGCUACUUUAGAGAUAACAGAUUUAUCAUAUGUGCUUUUCCUUAGUGCCUGCAUUUCCUAUGGCUUAACCGCCGGCUUCUUAGCCAUUAAGUAUAUUAAGAACAAACCGCGUAGUGUACGAGGAUUCCUACUAAUCAGAGAUCUUGCCCAUAAAGCUUUACUAGCCCUGCUGGCUUUAACUCUGGGUGAGUCUAUUAUUCUUUAUCCUAUCAUUCUGUUUUCCUUUAACACCGACUUAACGAACUAUUUUAGGUACAUUUUGAUGUACUAA
Nematocida homosporus is the source of this 762-nucleotide messenger RNA. RefSeq lists its product as uncharacterized. The transcript has a single exon. The record is from RefSeq and is a predicted model, not a curated record. Lineage: Eukaryota; Fungi; Microsporidia. Bases 1 to 762 code for a protein of 253 amino acids.